Molecule: messenger RNA, 4429 nt
Organism: Arabidopsis thaliana (thale cress)
Lineage: Eukaryota; Viridiplantae; Streptophyta; Magnoliopsida; Brassicales; Brassicaceae
Product: Tudor/PWWP/MBT domain-containing protein
Exons: 11
Coding region: 303-4346 (1347 amino acids)
Cellular component (GO): nucleus
Source: RefSeq, marked reviewed
UCGUGUGUGAAUGUUUCUCUUCCACAAAAGCGAUAGAAUCCACCAGAAAUCUUCGAUUGUCUCUCUCCCUCAUCUCAAUUAGGGUUUACGGGACCGAUUUUCUUCUGUCUUGCGUGCCUACAUCCGUCGAUUGGGUUGGGAAUUUUCAAUGCCUGCGAGUUCUUUAGCGGAAUCUGUCUCCGAAAACCCUAGGCACUGCCGAGCUGCUAAUUUUCGCCUGUGGUUCUGGCUUAACUUCGAGAGUUAGAAUCCUUACCUUUUCCUUUUCUGAUUUUCGUUGUUUUUUUUUCUUCUGAAUUCCGAUGGCUCCGAGCCGCAAGAGAGGGGGUGGUAGGGCUGCGGCGGCAUCAUCCGCUCGCCGAGAGUGGAAGGUUGGCGAUCUCGUUCUUGCCAAAGUCAAAGGAUUUCCUGCUUGGCCUGCCGUGGUUGACGAACCGGAAAAAUGGGGCCACUCAGCCGAUUCGAAGAAAGUAACUGUUCACUUUUUUGGCACUCAACAGAUAGCUUUUUGCAAUCAUGGUGAUGUUGAAUCAUUUACUGAGGAGAAGAAGCAAUCACUUUUGACAAGACGGCACGCCAAAGGUUCAGAUUUUGUCCGUGCUGUCAAGGAGAUCACAGAGAGUUACGAGAAGCUGAAGCAGCAGGACCAAGCUAGUGGGCCUAAAUAUGCUGAAGAAACAACUGCUGGAAGUUCUGGGAACACUUCACAGCUGCCUCAGGCCUGUGAAAAUCUAAUUGGUUCAAGACUUGACACUCAAAUAGAGUCAAGUUCUAGUCAUGGUAGAGAUGAGUUGACUCUUCUCAGCGAAGAUGCUUCAGCUGCUGAACAAAUGCUAGCCCUGCGUCAUAACACUCUAGCUCAUAAUGGUGCCUGUGAUAGUGCAGCAGCUAAAGAUCUAUGUGAGAUAGCUACAUAUUCCUCAAGGAGAAGAAAUGAAAGGGUGCGGGCUCUAAAGUAUGCUCCACAGAGUAUAAUAUUACCGGUUGAGCACUCUAAAAUCUCAUCAAGGUUGGAAUUGGAUAGAGUUCAAAGGUCCAUGCUUCAAUGCAGUGAUGGUGGUCCAAGUGUCAAUAGUAUAAAUGGCAAAGCUAUAAGAAGGAGAAAAAGAAUCCGUACGUCAGGUCAAUCUGAAUCAGAUGACGUGGUUUCAUCAGAUCUAAAUCUGCACGGAUCUGAUGAGGACAACGCAUCUGAAAUUGCUACAGUUGAAUCUAACAAUAAUAGUAGGAAUGAAGGCAAUGGUGUGGAUUCUGGUUCCAAAGUUGAGUAUUCUGAUGCCGUUGGUGAGGGUUGUGACGGAGGUCAUGAGCUUAACAAAGGGCUUGAUUUUCAUAUUAGCACCAUGGUUAAGAGGAAGAAGAGGAAACCCACCAGAAAACGUGAAACCAGUGACAUUAUUGACCCUCCUGCUAAAGUUGAAGCAGAAGGUCUUGGGCCCAAUGCAUGUGAUAGCUGCCAGAGAUCUCAAAAUUCUCAUGAAAGGCUGAAUGAGAGGCCCUGUGAAGAGAAUGGUGAUGAACAUUUGCCUCUGGUAAAGCGAGCCAGAGUUCGAAUGAGUAGAGCUUUUUAUGCUGAUGAAAAGGUCAAUGCCUCUUCACAGGUGGAAGAGAGAUCGUCGAAAGACACCCUACUAAGUGCAGCUUUGCAGACAAGCCCUUCUGUGAAUCAUGAAAAUGGUAUUGGUUCUGGUCAUGAUACUUCUGCAGCCGAAGAAUUUAACAGCUUUGAGUUGUCUGCUAAGCUUUCAGGUGUUAUGGUUGAUGUAGUGCCUUCUCAUAUGGAGAAACCUUCAGACAGAAUGUCUCCUUCUGUGGCCUGUGUUCAGACUGUAGGAGAUAGACAAACGGCUGUGAAUUUCCAUGAGAACGAGUUUACCAUGACACUAGAUGAUGAAGUAACUCGAGCACAAUCUAACCAACUUAGCAGUUUGGUAGAAACAGAAGCUCGUGUUCCUGAAGUAGUUCAGGGAUGUUCUGAGGAAUCGCAAACUGGGAACUGUCUAAUUAGUGAGACUGAUCCUAUUGAUAUACAAUGCUCACAUCAAAGUGAGAAACAUGAAACCCCUUUGAAUCCUGAUAUCGUUGAUUCAUCUGCAAAUAAGUCCCCCGGUUUAUGCUCGAGUUUGGAUAUGACAACAACAGUGGUACCUGCUCAAUCUCCUCACCAACACAAAAUCCAGGAGUAUGAUUCUAGUGACCAUUCAUUGGUCAUUGUUGGAGAUUCUCUUAAUGGAAAAUGUGAGAAAAUUGAUUACUGUAUGACUCAGGUUGUUCAGUCCCAAGCCUUAGAACCGCCGCCUCCAUUGUUCUGUUCAGUGGUCAAUUAUCAGGAGGUUGAAAACCUGCAGGAGACUGAAAAUACUCUUUGGAAAGAAAACCAAGGAAGUCCCGGUAAAGAACUUGAUAGUGACAAACAAGCUCACAUGAUACAGAAUCCAGUACUCUCUGCUACUGAAAGUGAAAUGAUCGUAGAUGAUGCGGAACCUCAGUAUGAAACUGUAUAUAGUCACUGUGCAGAUGCUGUGGAGAACAGAGAGCUGGAAAAGAGUUGUGAGGUUGAUGAGCAGAAGGAGCAGAUGCAAGCCACCAAUUCUAUCUCAGUAUCUGAGAACUUUUCACGUGAAAAAUUGAAUUCAUCUCCUGCAAGGGGUACUCCAAAUUGCAACUCAGUAUGCCGAAUUUCUACCGCAGAAAGUGAAAAUGCUAUGCAGAACAACAGUUAUUACAGCACCAAUGUUCAGUAUGGUGAGAACAAAUCAUUAAAUGUUGACACUGUCAAAGAAGAAAGCAAAGUUGAAACAGGCACAACUCAGGUGAAGAAAGUUGUUAGUUCUGAUGUGCAAUGCACUGUUGAGUCUUUUGAGACUGCACUUGACUCAUUGGUGAGGACAAAGGAGACCAUUGGCCGAGCAACUCGCUUGGCUAUGGACUUGGCGAAAUUUGGCGUUUCAGCAAAGGCGAUGGAAAUUCUGGCCCACACUUUGGAAAGUGAGUCAAAUUUACAAAGGAGGGUGGAUUUAUUUUUCCUUGUGGAUUCUAUUGCUCAGUGCUCCAAAGGUUUGAAUGGUGAUGCUGGUGGUGUUUAUCUUUCAUCCAUUCAGGCUAUGCUACCUCGCCUAUUAACUGCUGCUGUCCCAGCUGGAGCUACCACACAAGAAAACCGAAAACAGUGCUUGAAGGUUUUGAGGCUUUGGCUUGAAAGACGGAUCCUUCCUGAAUCUAUAGUUCGUCACCAUAUAAGAGAACUUGAUUCGCUUAGUAAUGUUCCUGCUUGCCUCUAUUCUCGGCGAUCCGCUCGAACAGAAAGGGCGCUGGAUGACCCUGUUAGAGAUAUGGAGGGUAUACUGGUGGAUGAAUAUGGAAGUAAUUCAACUCUCCAGCUUCAUGGAUUCUGCAUACCUCCAAUACUUAGGGAUGAAGACGAAGGAAGUGACUCGGAUGGGGGUGAUUUUGAGUCUGUCACCCCUGAACACGAGUCAAGAAGCCUUGAAGAACAUGUCACACCGUCCAUUACCGAAAGGCAUACCCGUAUACUGGAAGAUGUUGAUGGUGAGCUUGAAAUGGAAGACGUGGCUCCACCUUGGGAAGGUGGAAGCAGUGCUAGUGCGAUCACAGAUCAAGCUGAUAAUAGAGAGUCUGCAAAUUGUCUGCUUGUCCCUGGAACUUCACAUCAGAAUGUUACCUCGUCAUCUCCACCAGCUCGCCCUUCGCAGAAUGCUCAGUUGGCAAUGUCUAAUUCCUACUCAAAUGGCUUUGACUACCGCAGAAAUCCCAGCAUGCAGGGCGACUAUCAUGCCGGUCCUCCAAGGAUGAAUCCCCCAAUGCAUUACGGAAGUCCUGAACCAUCUUAUAGUUCCCGAGUAUCUUUGUCAAAAAGCAUGCCACGUGGGGAGGGUUCUAACUUCCAGCAUAGGCCAUAUCCAUCUUCUCAUCCCCCACCUCCUCCGCCAUCACAUCAUUAUUCAUAUAUGGAGCCGGACCACCAUAUAAAGUCGCGGAGAGAAGGUCUAUCAUACCCUCACAGAUCUCAUUACACACUGGAAUUUGACGAAAGGAAUUAUCAAGACAGCUAUGAGAGAAUGAGGCCUGAACCAUGCGAGAAUCGAGACAAUUGGAGAUAUCAUCCGCCCUCUUCUCAUGGUCCACGAUAUCAUGACAGACACAAAGGACCUCAUCAAUCGAGCUCAUACAGUGGGCAUCACCGUGACUCAGGAAGGUUGCAGAACAAUAGGUGGAGUGAUUCUCCGCGUGCAUAUAACAAUAGACACUCUUAUCACUAUAAGCAGCAUUCGGAAGGUCCUGUUCCAGUAGGAAUGAGAGAUCCAGGGACGUGGCAUCAAAGGUGAGUGGGAGACAAGAGAUGAAGAAGGGCAAAGGUGCAGUCUGCUCUAAAUGAAAGACAUUUGGGCUAUAGUCAUGGAAAAGAAGA